This is a messenger RNA of Colias croceus (clouded yellow), 4261 nucleotides long. Its product is annotated as heme peroxidase 2. Gene Ontology annotation, molecular function: peroxidase activity; heme binding. Bases 184 to 4194 code for a protein of 1336 amino acids. The record is from RefSeq and is a predicted model, not a curated record. Gene Ontology annotation, biological process: response to oxidative stress. The transcript is spliced from 24 exons. Lineage: Eukaryota; Metazoa; Arthropoda; Insecta; Lepidoptera; Pieridae.
UCGAAGGAAGGCUGUAUCCAGCCUCACAGCUCAGUGUUCACUCCGCGAUAGCCAGCGAGCCAGUACGUUCGUGGCAGCCGCGCGCUCGCUCUCAGUCCGAUCGAAACAAAUCGAAAUUCAAAAGUUUAUGUGUUAAUUAUUCAUGGUUUACAAGUUACCCUACGUGUUAUAGAGGGCGGCAAAAUGGGAACUUUUGUCACGCUAAGCCAGGGCUUCCUGCUAUUAGCGCUGCUAUUCGUAACACUAGCGGACGGUAGAAUCGAAGAGAGCAAUGCUCAGACAGUCCCGAGCGACCUGCGGAGGGCCGUCAGUGAGGCGAUGGCCCUCGAGAGGAGAUUCAUACAGAACGGGAAUGCAUCUGAGGAAUGUACAUCAGAAGAAGAAGAUAUAAGUAACACACCAUGCCCGCCGAGCAAGUACCGGAGUGCGAGCGGGGAAUGUAAUAAUGUGAGGCACCGCCCCUGGGGCAGGAGAGGCGAUGUGUUCCUGAGGCUGCUGCCGCCCAAAUAUGCUGAUGGAGUAUCCCAGCCUCUAUCACCUCCUCACCUCCCAGAGGCAUCUUUAGCAGUACAUGCAGUGGCUCAGCUCGCGCAACCAGAAGAACACGACUAUGUCACCAGCAUGCUGGCCGCUUGGGGACAACUGAUCAUGGACGAUCUUAUCGCUACUGCCAAUGGGAAUAAGAAAUGUGAAGGACCAGCCUGUGCAUACAUUCGGUCGGCACCAACAAGGAAUUUGGACUCGUGCAAAUUUGAGCACAGAGAGCAGAUGAACCUGGCCACAUCAGUGCUCGACGGCUCCGCCCUAUACGGAAGCUCUGAGAAGGAACUCCGCUCGCUGCGUCUGUACGACGCGGGCAAAAUCGACCUUGCCUCGUGUCGAAAAUGCAACGACGGGUCACCAACCGCACCUUUAUACAAAGCGCUGCUAUCAGAACACAACCGUAUCGCUGGAGAACUAUAUUCAUUGAACCCUUUCUGGGAAGACAAUGCGUUGUUCUUGGAGAGCAGACGAGCCCUUGCUGCUGUCAUACAACACAUCACGUAUAAUGAAUUCCUGCCCGUUUUAUUGGGAGAGGUUGGAAUGGCUAAGGCUGAAUUGAAACUGUCGUCUCUAGGAUUUUGGCGCGGUUAUUCGAGCGCCAACCGCGCUGGUACUUAUGCAGAAAUAUUGUCUAUUGCACCAAUCUUUGAUGCUAUGAUGAAUGAAAAAUUGGUAAACACGACAAUAUCUCUAAAAGACCUAGCCCAGGCCAGCGCUCACAGCGUAUCUCGUCUCACAGCCUCCGCCCAAUGGGAUCUCAAUAGAAACCGUGAUCAUGGAAUCCCAUCUUACUUGAGAGCUUUGAGGAUGUGUGAGCCAAUGGUCACUGUAAAAUCGUAUGGAGACUUUGAAAAACUGGGCUUCAGCAGAUCGCAGCAGGAAAUGAUGGCUGAUAUGUAUAGAAAUGCUGAAGAUGUCGAAUUAUUAGUGGGUGGUGCUAUGGAGAAACCCGCGACUGGAGCCGUCAUUGGGUCUACUUUAGCGUGCGUGCUGGCUCUGCAGUUCGCUAACUUGAAGAAGAGUGAUAGAUUCUGGUACGAAAACGACAUUCCACCGUCGUCUUUCUCGCCGGAACAGUUAGGAGCUAUCAGGAAGGUCUCUUUGGCGGGAUUACUCUGUGCCAACGAUGAACUGCUCAAAGGCAUACAACCUAAGGCAUUUGUCAAGGAAGAUCCUUACUUAAACGCAGGCCAGCACUGUUCCCAGCACAACCAGCUAGAAUUAUCCGCGUGGAAGGACGACAGCGGUGCGAGAGCUGCAGAACGACUGUCACAGGAUAUGUUGUCAGCGGCGCUGGAAAAGGCUAAGCAAGAGAUGGCUGAUAGGAAGAAGCUGGAGUACAUGCUUUGGGAGUCGCAGGGUGGAGCUGACCCUAAGUCGCCUGUGGGAACAGCCGCGUCUUUCUCUAAAGCCAACAAAUAUGCAUUGAAACUUGCCAAUACUUCGCUCUUCUUUGAGUUCGCUACCAACGAACUACUUAAUUCUAUUAAUGGCCGCCGUCGCAAGCGUCAAAUCUUCGACGACUCCAUAGGUUUCGGGUCAUCCAACGAAUUCGUAGACUCCCUACAAUCAGUAGAUGUCAGUAGUCUUCUCAACCAAGAUCAAUUGGGACCUGUAAUAGAACCUCAAUGUGAUGAUGCUGGCUCCUGUGAUGCUAAUAGUCCAUUCCGAACAUAUACGGGUUACUGUAAUAACUUACGGAACCCCAAUUUGGGCAAAAGUUUGACUACAUUCGCGAGGUUGCUGCCGCCCGUGUAUGAAGAUGGUGUCAGUCGUCCCAGAAUCAACGCUGUAACGGGAACACCAUUACCUUCACCUCGUAUUGUAUCAACUGUGAUCCAUCCUGAUAUCUCCAACUUGCACACAAGAUACACGCUCAUGGUGAUGCAGUUUGCUCAGUUCCUUGACCACGAACUUACUAUGACUCCCAUUCACAAAGGUUUCCACGAAUCAAUCCCAGACUGUCGUUCCUGCGACUCGCCCCGUACAGUACACCCGGAAUGCAACCCCUUCCCAGUGCCACGGGGUGACCAUUACUACCCUGAAGUUAAUAUCACCUCGGGGGAGAGACUUUGCUUCCCCUUCAUGAGGAGUUUACCUGGACAGCAACAACUUGGACCCCGUGAACAAGUGAACCAAAACACAGCGUUUAUAGACGCAUCAGUGGUAUACGGAGAGAACCCUUGCAUUGUACGCAAGUUACGGGGUUUCAAUGGCCGCCUCAACGCAACGGCUAGCCCGUUAAAUGGCAAGGACUUAUUACCGAGAACUGACAACCAUCCCGAGUGUAAAGCGGCUAGUGGCUUCUGUUUCAUUGCUGGUGACGGUCGAGCAUCCGAACAGCCCGGUCUCACAGCGCUCCAUACAAUAUUCCUCCGGGAACACAACCGUAUAGUCGAAGGUCUCAGAGGAGUCAACCCUCAUUGGGACGCAGAUCUCUUGUUCGAACAUACCCGUAGGAUAUUGGCUGCGGAAUUCACACAUAUUAUUUAUAAUGAGUUCUUGCCGAGAUUGCUGUCUUGGAACGCCGUGAACUUGUAUGGAUUGAAACUGUUGCCAUCUGGCUACUACAAGGAAUACUCGCCAACCUGCAACCCAUCCAUAGUGACAGAGUUCGCAGCAGCUUCCUUCAGAUUCGGUCACUCGUUGCUCCGACCGCACCUUCCCAGAUUAUCUCCCACUUACCAACCCGUGGACCCGCCCAUUCUACUACGUGACGGUUUCUUCAGGACUGAUAUGUUUAUGAACCAUCCACCAAUGGUAGACGAGUUGAUCCGUGGUCUAGUCUCAACACCAAUGGAAACGCUCGACCAGUUCAUCACAGGAGAAGUCACAAAUCACUUAUUCGAAGACAGGAAAAUUCCCUUCUCUGGUAUCGAUUUAGUUGCUCUGAAUAUCCAAAGAGCUAGAGACCAUGGAAUACCAAGUUAUAACAACUAUAGAGCAUUAUGUAACUUGAAGAGAGCUACUACGUUUGAAGAUUUGUCCAGAGAGAUACCGGAUGAAGUUAUUGCCAGGUUCAAACGCAUAUACCCUACCGUGGACGACAUCGACCUAUUCCCUGGUGGUAUGAGUGAGCGGCCACUACAGGGCGGGCUCGUGGGACCCACCUUCGCCUGUAUUAUCGCUAUACAGUUCAGGCAGUUGAGGAAGUGCGAUAGAUUCUGGUUCGAAAACGACAAUCCAGCGGCUCGAUUCACUGAACAACAAUUGGCUGAGAUCAAGAAGACAACGCUGUCCAAGAUCCUUUGUGAAAACUUCGAUAUUCUGUCCGACAUUCAACGGGCUGCCUUCGACUUACCUAGCAACUUCUUAAACCCCCGCGUCUCCUGCGCAUCAUUACCCAAGCUGGAUCUCUCAGCAUGGCGCGAGAACUCAGCGCAAGGCUGUCUGAUCGCGGGCCGAGCUGUACCUCUCGGGGAUUCCGCCUUCCCGUCGCCCUGUACUUCGUGUAUUUGUACCGCUGAAGGGGCGCAAUGUGCAUCCCUCCGUAUCACGGACUGCGCCCAACUGUCCCGCGAAUGGCCGCGUGACGCGAUACAGCGUGACGACGUGUGCACCGCGCAGUGCGGGGCCGCACCGCCACGAGCGGCUAGACGACCUACGUUGAGCUUCAACUUUCCUGAUCUGACGCCGUUUAUAGCUAAGUGAAUGUAGUGUACAAGUAGGGGGAAAUGUAGUGGGGGGGGAGAUUAGUCAUUAUAGACGGGGGAGUAAU